Molecule: messenger RNA, 1416 nt
Organism: Quercus lobata
Lineage: Eukaryota; Viridiplantae; Streptophyta; Magnoliopsida; Fagales; Fagaceae
Product: F-box protein PP2-A12-like
Exons: 3
Coding region: 348-1229 (293 amino acids)
Molecular function (GO): protein binding
Source: RefSeq, a predicted model, not a curated record
AAGCAAAUCUAUGUACUGGCAUGCAUGUAUGUUAUCAUGUUAUGGGUUAUUACACUAUAAAUUAAAUUAGAAAAGGGAAAACCACCGAUCCACUCAGACACACACCUCGUUUUCAGCUUUCCGUCCAUAUCAAUCUCCGCUGUCCUCCCCUCUGUUUCUCGAGAAACAAACAAAACAAAAAACACAACAUAACAUAACCUCUUCUUUCUUAUUUAUUUGUUUCAACAACCUUUUCUCUUCUCUUCUCUUCUCUUUAUUAGUAAAAACUGAAUCUUUUGGAAUAUCCCAUCAUCCUAGGCUCUCUCUCUGUAGGGAUCUGGCUCUGGCUCUGGCUCUGGCUCUGUUUCAUGGGUGCGGAUUUCUCUGCUUUGUUCUUUGGCCAAGGCUCUAAUGCUUGUUCUAAUGGGUCUAAUUUGGCUUUGCAAUCAAAACCCAAUUUGGGUGAUUUACCAGAGGACUGCGUGGCUCUGAUUCUGGGUUACUUUGACCCCCCAGAGAUUUGCAAAUUGGCGAGUAUGAAUCGAGCUUUUCGUGGCGCUUCCUGGGCUGAUUUUGUGUGGGAAUCGAAGUUGCCCUCGAAUUAUGAAGUUCUUCUUCGGAAAGUGUUCGAUGAUGUGCCUGAAAAUUUGGGUAAGCGACAGAUUUAUGAAAGACUUUGUCGAGCUAAUAGUUUCGAUGGGGGUACUAAGAGAGUUUGGCUGCAUAAAAGAACAGGUGGUGUUUGUUUGUCCAUUGCUUCAAAAGGGUUAGCGAUCACCGGGAUAGAUGAUCGAAGAUAUUGGAAUCAUAUCCCAACUGAAGAAUCUAGAUUCUGCACAGUUGCAUACCUUCAACAGAUUUGGUGGUUUGAAGUUGAUGGGGAGGUGGACUUCCCACUUCCACCAGGGUCAUAUAGCGUAUUCUUCAAGCUGCAGCUUGGACGGGCAUCCAAAAGAUUUGGUCGGCGAAUUUGUAAUUCAGAGCAUGUUCAUGGAUGGGACAUUAAGCCAGUGCAGUUUCAGCUAUGGACUUCAGAUGGUCAGCAUGCUGCAUCAAAGUGCUUUUUGAAAGAAACUGGAAAAUGGAAUUACUACCAUGUUGGGACCUUUGUUGUUGAUGGCUCUAAUGCAUCAACCAAAAUUAAAUUCUCUAUGACCCAGAUUGAUUGUACGCAUACUAAAGGUGGUCUCUGUUUAGACUCUGUAGUUAUAUACCCGAAUGAAUUUAGAGAGAGGUUAACGCAUUUUUGACUAGCAGUUAACCUCGUUAGAUAGGAAUUUCUGUAUUAUAUAGAGUUAGGAAAUGAGUGUCCUACAAAUACUGAAUGGUUUUUUUUCUUAAAGCCUAGAAUUUGUAUGCAAAUGAGGCAAUGUGUAUAUUGGUACCCCCCACUUGUUUAAUGGAAGUGUUAAUUAAAUCUUCUGAACGUUUUUUCUA